UUAUCUUUUACACGAGUUUCCAGUUCAGCUAAGUAUGUAUGUAUUAAUAACACACGUACUUUCCCUGUACAUCCCCGCAUCUUCGUGUCCAUACGCACACACAGAAAUGACGCACACGUUUUGCAUCGUUGGGUUAUUCCCAAGUUAUCCCAGUCUUAUAAGUAGUAGAUAUCCAGUAGAUGAUCGCAGUGAAUGAUCGAGCGUCGAGUUAUAAGAAGACGCGGAUAGAGCAGUUGUCGAUCUUUCGCCACGCAGUGCUUUAUUAUGCGGAUUAUUAAGCGGAUUUUUGCGCUACUAACGACUGUUUAUGUGUGUAUUGAUUCCGGAUAUGCACAAACUAAUAACUGUGGACCAGAGAGAUUUCAAUGUCGCGAUGGAGAUUGCAUAGCCGGCGAAUUGUUAUGCGAUGGUAAAGCGAACUGUAAGGAUUCGUCCGACGAGACCCGGACCGAAUGUAUGAGAUCGCAGAUUCUGUGUCCCGAUUAUGCUUUUCGAUGUACAUACGGCGCGUGUAUAAACGGGGACGCCGUCUGCAACGGCAUCCAGGAUUGCGUCGACAAUAGCGACGAAACGCAACCCCAGUGCUCGAGAACAAGCGGGAACAAUAAUCAAACAGCAAGACCUGCACAAUGCAGAUCGAAUCAAUUUACGUGCGACAACGGACAAUGCAUAGACAGUACCGAUGUGUGUGAUGGGACUCGAAAUUGUUUAGACGGCUCCGACGAAACAGAUGCGAGAUGUAGAUCAUUGACGUGUCCACCGACAGUUUUCCGUUGCAAUUAUGGAGCUUGCAUUGACGGUGACCUACGAUGCAACGGAAUAAGCGAGUGUGCUGAUGGAUCGGAUGAGGAUUCAAAUUUGUGUAGCGGAAGUGGAUGGCCGUCGCCGUUACCGUCGGUGCGACCACCAUUAACAUCAACAACAACGGGACGAUCACCAGUAGAGACUUCUUCUGUGACAUCUGGCACAAGGACUUGUAAAACUCCACCACAACUGCAAAACGGUCACUGGAGGUUGCAUCGAUUGCAAUGCUCAAAUAUAGAACAGGAUUGUGAUAUUCCAGAAGGAGUAAAUCUAGGACCAGGAUCUCAUUUAGUUUACUCUUGUAAUCCUGGUUAUAAAAUACAAGGUUCUACUGAUGUAAGCUGCAUUGAAGGAAAAUGGCUUAAUAUACCAACUUGCACAGAAAUACGUUGCAAAGCUUUGAAUUCAGCAUCAACUAAUGCUGAAUGCACAUACGACGAUGAGUGGGUGUCUUGUGAUUCUCCAGUUGUACCUAGGACAAGGGCGAAAGUGACCUGCCGAGAUAGUUAUCGACAUGAAAGUAGUCUACUUUCAAGACAAAGAGAUGUUGUGAGAUGUAAUAUGAAUGGUCAAUGGGAUCCAGAACCUAUACGAUGUGUUCCAGUAUGCGGUAUACUUGCCAAUGUUACACCGCUGAUUAUAGGCGGUGUUACACCUAAUAUCACGGAAUUUCCGUGGCACGCUUCACUGUACCUUGAUGUACAAGGCACGAAAAAGAAAAUUUUCUGUGGAGCAUCCAUCAUUCAAGAAAAUCUCUUGAUAACAGCAGCUCAUUGUAUAUAUCAUGAAAACACUAGGCGAGUGGUUGAUCCCAGGAAGAUUUACAUAGCAACAGGAAACAUCUUCCGCGAUUACGAGUCACCCUAUCAUGAUCCAGUCAUCGUUAAAAAGAAUCAGGUGAAACAUAUUUACAUUAUUUGUAAUUAUCUAGGACUUUUAGGAAAUUAUAUCAGGGAUAUUGCGAUAUUAGAACUUGUUGAACCAUUCGUAUUAUCGGCUACGUUAGUUCCUGUAUGCAUAGAUCUUCUCAGCGAUAGAACUGUAUUGGAAGCAGGCGCAGAGGGAAAGGUAGCAGGGUUUGGUAGAACCGAAAUUGGUGAUUCCAGUGCAAUCUUACAAUCUUUGAAAGUACCAUACAUUCCAUUCAAUCAAUGCAAAUCUGCAAGCCAAGAGGCUAAUACGCAACAAUAUCUCACUACUGAUAAGUUUUGUGCAGGCUACACAAAUGGUUCUUCUGUUUGUAAUGGUGACAGUGGUGGUGGAUUGGUCUUUAAAACCAAUGGUUUGUGGUAUCUCAGAGGUAUUGUUAGCGUUUCCCUAGGUACGAUACUACAAGAUGGAAGUGCUCGUUGUGACAAUAAUUUGUAUUCCUUAUACACACAAAUAUCCAGUCACGUUGAUUGGAUACAAAAUGUAAUUGCUAAUGUAGAACAUAAUCAGUCAUCAUUAUGCACAAGUAAGACUUAAAUAUUAUACUUUUCCAAAUUUAUAAAUGGUACUAUUGAGAUUAUUAUGCAUGAUCAUUAAAUUAAUUUUGUUAUGUAUUGAUAUAUUCUAUAUUACAUGAGAUUGUGUGUGAUCGUGUAAAAUUGCGAUUUUGUCCAAUAAAAUAAUUAAAAACUUGAAAAAUAA
Messenger RNA from Nylanderia fulva, 2436 nucleotides. RefSeq names its product modular serine protease-like. The record is from RefSeq and is a predicted model, not a curated record. Gene Ontology annotation, biological process: proteolysis. Gene Ontology annotation, molecular function: serine-type endopeptidase activity; protein binding. Lineage: Eukaryota; Metazoa; Arthropoda; Insecta; Hymenoptera; Formicidae.